This is a messenger RNA of Epinephelus fuscoguttatus (brown-marbled grouper), 4464 nucleotides long. RefSeq names its product timeless circadian clock (gene timeless). Gene Ontology annotation, biological process: DNA repair; replication fork arrest; DNA replication checkpoint signaling. Lineage: Eukaryota; Metazoa; Chordata; Actinopteri; Perciformes; Serranidae. Gene Ontology annotation, cellular component: replication fork protection complex. The record is from RefSeq and is a predicted model, not a curated record. The transcript is spliced from 30 exons. The coding region runs from base 211 to 3975 and encodes 1254 amino acids. Gene Ontology annotation, molecular function: DNA binding.
GCUCGUAGUCUUGGCGCGAGACUUGUCCUACUGUCAAAUAUUGGUGCUACAGCAGGCUGAAACCAGCGUUAUAACUGAUGGAAAAGGUCUUCACUUUAGUCACCACCGGCUAUUAACACGGAACCUGUCGAGUAGCGGCGUUCAAACGACCCGCUGAUCAGACUGAACCUCCACCUUUAAGCUGUCUGAUGGUGUAAGGACUUAUUCAAGAUGGACUGUGAGCUUUUGGCAACAUGCAGCGCUCUCGGCUAUCUGGAGGGAGACACUUAUCACAAAGAGGCUGAUUGCUUAGAGGGCGUGAAAGACUUGAUCAGGUAUUUACGCCACGAAGAUGACACCCGUGAUGUCCGCCAGCAGCUGGGUGCAGGCCAGAUCAUACAGAAUGACCUUCUACCUAUUAUCAUCCAGCAUGGAAAAGAAAAGGCCUUAUUUGAUGCCUGCAUCAGGCUCAUGGUCAACCUCACUCAGCCUGCCAUGCUUUGCUUUGGUAAAGUCCCUGAUGACCCAGUGUUUAGACAUCACUUCUUGCAAGUUAUGUCUCAUUUACAAGCCUACAAAGAGGCUUUUGCCAGUGAAGCGGUGUUUGGUAUUUUAAGUGAGACAUUAUACACGCUUCUACAGCUGGACUGGGAGCAGAGACAGGAGGAGGAUAACCUGCUGAUUGAAAGGAUCCUGCUGCUGGUUAGAAAUGUGCUUCAUGUACCUGCGGACCCUUGUGAAGAGAAGAAAGUGGAUGAUGAUGCCAGUGUCCAUGACAGGCUGCUGUGGGCCAUUCACAUGAGCGGUUUUGAUGACCUGAUCAAGUUCUUGGCGUCGGCCCAGAGUGAGCAGCAGUGGAGUAUGCACGUGUUGGAAAUAAUCUCCCUCAUGUUCAGAGACCAGACACCAGAAGCUUUGGUGAGCGCCGGUCAGGCUCGUUCAACAGAAGAGAAGCAGAGAGACUCUCAGGAGCUGGAGGCACUGAGGCAGAAGGAACAUGCGGCAAAACGCUCUCGCACAUUACAGAGAGGAACCAGACACUCUCGCUUCGGAGGGUCUUUCGUGGUUCAAGGCCUCAAGGCGAUUGGGGACAAAGAUGUGAUUUAUCACAGAAAUAUUCAUAAUUUCAAAAACUAUACUCAUGACGUAGGCAAAGCAGUGAGGCGGGUUCCCAAGAGGAAUCGUCAGGCUCAGGAAUGUAAGGACAAACGCCGCUCAGCCUUAAAUGUUCGACUCUUCCUGCGAGAGUUUUGUGUGGACUUCUUGGAGAACUGCUACAAUCGCCUCAUGUACCUUGUCAAGGAAAGUCUAAUCCGAGAGCAAACUCAGGAGCAUGACGAGACAUACUACCUCUGGGCGCUCAGCUUUUUCAUGGCCUUCAACCGUGGCAACGGUUUCCGUGCUGACUUAGUCUCUGAGACCAUGUCCGUCCGUGCUUUCCAUUAUAUUGAGCGCAACAUCACCAACUACUAUGAGAUGAUUCUCACAGACCGCAAAGAGGCCACGUCCUGGUCACGCAGGAUGCACCUGGCGCUAAAGGCAUAUCAGGAGCUGCUGCUGACUGUGAACGAGAUGGACCGCUCACAGGAUGAAACCAUCCGCCAGAGUUCCAGCGUCAUUAAAAGCAACAUAUUUUACCUGAUGGAAUACAGGGAGAUUUUCCUGACCCUGCUGAGGAAGUACGAUGAAACCAAACAGCCUCAAUCCUAUCUCAAAGACUUGGUGGAAUCAACUCAUCUCUUCUUGCGCAUGUUGGAGCGAUUCUGCAAAGGUCGCAGAAACUUAAUGGUUCAGAAGAAGAAGGUGAGGCGGAAAAAGUCUCACGGUCAGAAAAAGCCUCCUGCUGCAGAAACUAGUCCAGAGGCUCUGGAGGAGACCUGGAAGGUGCUGGAGGAAGAGCUGAGGGCUUCUGGGUUUCAGUUGUCAGAGUCUUUAAGUGAAAGCAUUGUGCCGUUUGAUGCCACAUCUGAAACUCCACUUGAGGAGCAGCGCACCGAGGCCAUGGUGCGGGUGCAGGAUGCCCUGCUGGCUCGCCUGGGACCAGAAGCACUGGGGUUGCUGCGUGCUGCCAGGGAGGUGUGGCCAGAGGGAGAUGUGUUUGGGUCAGCUGAUGUGGAACCAGAGGAGGAACUUGAACUCCUUAAACAGAUCCUGCAUGCCAACCUGCCAAGGUCAUCUCCCCCUGAGCCUGUGGCAGAGGAUGAGGACGAUGCAGCAGAGUUAGAAGAGGAAGAGUUGGAGUCUGUCCAGAUUUCUGAAAAAGAGUUCAACUUUCUAGACUUUAUUAAGAGGUUUUGCAACCCCAGUAUUGUGCGUCCAUACCUCCUCUUACUAAAAUCGUACUCCAAAAACACACCUCACACAAACCACUGCAUCGCUCGAAUGCUGCACCGUUUGGCUGUUGACCUCAAAAUGGACGCCCAGCUUUUCCAGCUGUCAGUCUUCAACCUUUUCAACAAGAUCUUGAGUGACCCUGCAGCAGCUGCUUACAAGGAACUGGUGACCUUUGCCAAGUUUGUGCUGAACCGUUUCUUUUCGGUGGCUGCACAAAACAACAAGGCGUAUGUUGAGCUACUGUUCUGGAAAAAUGUGGGAGCUGUACAUGAGAUGACUGAAGGCUACAGCAAAGACGGAGAGGGGAAAAAACCAUCAUGGACUGAAGAGGAGGAAGAGGAGCUGCGGAAACUCUAUGAGGAGCACCUUCACUCUGAAGUGCCAGAUAUAGUGGAGACUCUGCUGCCGUUACUCAGCAACAGCAACCGCACUCGGCGCCAGGUAGUGACACAGCUGGUGCAUAUGGGUCUGGUGGCCAACGCUAAAGAACUGAAGAAACAGAAGAAAGGUACCAGGAUUGUUCUUUGGACUGAGGAACAGGAGGAGGAGCUGCAGAUGCUCUACGAGGAGUACAAGGACUCUGAUGACGUGCUGGGUAAUAUCAUGAAGAAGGUCACAGCCAAGCGGUCCCGUGCGCGUGUGGUGGACAAACUGCUCAGUAUGGGCCUGGUGUCUGAGAGACGAGAACUUUAUAAGAAGAGGAGUCGCAGCGCUUAUGGGAAGAGCUCUGCAAAGAGCUCUGGAAAGGGAAUGACUGAAGAAGAGUUCUUAGAGGGACUAACACAGGGGUUACCAGAUGAUCCUGAUGACAGAGAUGAUGAAGAUGAGGGAGAGGAUGAGUCUGAGGAGAGUGAGGAAGAGGAAGAUGAACAACAAGAAGGGGAAACAUCACAAAAUGGAGGAAGGCGGAGGCAAAGCCUGCACUCCACAGGGGAGAGGAGACGCGAUGUAGGCAGCAUGGUGUAUGCUCUGCAACAGGAAGGCAUGUCUGAACCCUUGUUGUGGCUACAGACCCGUCUAAACAGAACAGCAGAGGAUCGUAAACAGGAUGGUGUGUCCCACGAUGUGCCACUGGUACCUCUGACAGAGGCAUGUGAAGAAGCCAUGGACAACAAGAGCUUUCAGAGGCUGUUGCGCAAACUGGGAAUUCGAGCACCUGCAAAUGAACAGGAGAGGUUUUGGAGGAUCUCAGCAAAGAUCAGUGUGUCCGAGCUCCGGAGCACAGCUGCAGCUCUUAGUCCAAGAGAGGAGGAAGCUAAUGGAAGCGAGGAGCCAAACGGCUCCAUGAGUCCAACUGCAGAAUCCCAGAAGGAGGAGGAGGAGGAGGAAGAGGCCUCGGAUGAAAAGAGAGCUGAGGCUCUGAGAGCUCUACUGCUCACACGCAAGAAGAAACAAUGCACCUCAGAAAAUACAGCUCCUGUGUCAGAUGUCACUCCUACUGAGGAUACGGACAGCACACUUGAGAGGUCCCAGGAGAGGACCUCAAAUAAAAGAAGCAGGAGCAGAGUGCUGGACGAUGACGAGGAUGAUGAGGAUGAGUCCACCACUGCAAUGGAUGUGGAGACCAACGGCGAUGCAGAUUCAGACAGGGAGGAUAUCUCUGCUCCCGUGAAGCGUAGACGGAAGAUGGUCUUAAUUGAUGAAGAGGAGGAUGAGGAUUAGUCACUUUCUUUAAUGGACCGUAAAAACUGCAGACAGGGGAGACAUAAAAGGCCCUCGCUUUGCUCAGGGGUGAAUACAGCCCUCUGGAGGUCUGCAGUCCAGACAGCAGAAACUCUAUUAAUGGAAUCCCAAACAACCCCAAAGAAACAGGCCCUUAGACCGGCCCCUGUGGAUACAUAGAUCCUCUUAUACAGCUUCAGCUUGUCAUCUCUCUGGCAAGCCUCAGUGGUGCCUUUCUAUCAUGGUAUGUUAUGGUUAUGGUUCUCUUUGGAUACUCUGCAUGGGCACCACAGAGAUAUUGCUGUCUGGGAAAGUUUUACAUCACAGGAUUUUGUGUAUAAUCCAGUAAUGCCUUUUGUGUUUUGAAAACUUCAGGCUCAUUGUAUUGAUAAAAUGAAUCUUACAUUUGUACUUUUAGGUCAUUUCCAAUGUUGACUUUGGAUUUAAGAGUAAAAUGCAUGCCUACUUAUUAAUAAAGAAGCACUGUUG